AUGGUGCACGAACACCCAUUUAGUGUGGUUGAGAAUGAAGUAUGGAUGUGGGCAUUCCAAUAUGUAAAAUCAGAUUUUCAUAAAAUUGGUCGAAAAACAACAAGAGUAGAUUGUUUGAGAAUACAUGAGGAAGAGAAGAAAAUUUUGAAGGAUUUGUUGAGAAACAUUGACAAUAUUAUUAUAACUAAUGAUACGUGGAGAUCAAGUCACCAGGGAAUUGGGAAUAAGAUAUUUUUAGUUUCAGUCAACAAUGCUUCUUACAAUAAUCCGUGUUUAAAAAGUUUGAAGGAAGACUAUCCACUAAGCAGAAUGUUAGCUCUUGGAGGGGCAUUGUUUCAUGUUAGAUGUUGUGCACAUGUACUAAAUUUGUUAGUGCAAGAUGGCCUUAUCCAAAUUAAGGAUGUCAUUGGCAAAGUUCGUGAAAGUGUGAAGUAUGUUUACCAUAAUGAUGCAAGAUCGAAAGCUUUAUAUGAUGUUGUUGAACAAAAGGGGCUGAAAGAUAGGAAGCUCAUACUUGAUUGCCCAACAUUAUGGAAUUCUACGUAUCAAAUGCUAUUCGCUGCAUUGAAAUUCAAGAUUGAAUUCCUAUCUUAUAAGGAAAGAGAGUCACAUUAUAAGUAUGCAUUUUCAAAUGUAGAUUGGGACAAUGUUGAGAAAGUUUGUCAAUUUCUUGAAGUGUUUAAUCUUGCCACCCUUGUUAUAUCAGGUAGUGAGUACCCUACUUCUAACAUAUAUCUUGCGGAAGUUUGGAGGGUGAGGCAAGUCAUUGAUAAUACAACAAAAGAUACAAAUUCAUUUAUGAGAGAAAUGGCAGCUUCUAUGAAAUUAAAGUUUGACAAAUAUUGGGGUGAAUGUAAUUUUUUGAUGGCUAUUGCUAGUGUUUUGGAUCCAAGGAGCAAAUUUCAUAUUGUUGAUACAUGCUUUCCAUUGAUAUAUAAAGCUAAAGUUUCUCUAGAGAAUAUAAAGAAGGUGAAGAAUUCAUUAGAGGAGCUAUAUGGUGAAUAUGUUUCUCUAAGUUUGGCAACUCCACCCAUGGAUCUUUCAAAUAGGAGGGUGACAAAAUUUAAGUUUCAGUUAGAAAAGCUCUGUUGUCUCGAUUUGAAAGUAAGAUACGUGAAGGAACUGUGUAUAAUUUCAAAUCUUUUGCAGGAGUUGCUGAAGUAUUUGAGUUGGUUUUGGACAAUUAAACUCGGCGGGAUUAAAUGUAUAGAUGUUUAUGACGUUAAGGAAGCAGUGUAUGAGCUAGCAGCUACUGCUAAAUUGGUUUUUAACUGGUCAUAUGCUUCAAAGCUCAUCAAUUUCAACAAAUAUGUGGAAUUCCUUACUGUUGUUGGGGAAAAAUUGUAUUGUGGUUACUCUGGUUACAACAUACAGGGAAACACUCCUUUACCUUGCUUCAUAUUUAGUACCUCUUCUUAA
Messenger RNA from Vicia villosa (hairy vetch), 1419 nucleotides. Its product is annotated as zinc finger BED domain-containing protein RICESLEEPER 2-like. The transcript has 6 exons. Gene Ontology annotation, molecular function: DNA binding. The record is from RefSeq and is a predicted model, not a curated record. The coding region runs from base 1 to 1419 and encodes 472 amino acids. Lineage: Eukaryota; Viridiplantae; Streptophyta; Magnoliopsida; Fabales; Fabaceae.